CGACACCUUUGCACAGGCCAUCAUCGCUCGGCACUGUCCAUCGUCACUCGCCGUACUCCUGACGUCUGCUGUCAACGGCUGAGCUGAGAAUAGCAUUAGCUCCAAUCAGGAAGAAGACUGACGCAAACGCGGAUCAUGCCAUGCAAGGAGAAAUCAAGGAGUUACAGGGGCACUGCCUUUUUGACCAGCGCUUCUUGAAGGCUUGGCACAUUGAGCGGCCGGUCUUCAAGAAGCACCAUUUUGAGAAGACCUUGCAUGAGCUUGUGCAAUUCCCAGAACGGACGUCUAGUGCCAUUUUGCGUGCAGAGAUUCUAGCUACUGAGACAUCUUCUGAUGAAAACAUACCUGGCUAUACCCUGACGCAUCGAAUGCAUCGACGCAUCUUGCCGAGAAGGCCAGCGCUAGAUACGGAUAUGCUGCAAGAUUGCUUCUUUUUCAAUAGCGAGGAUUCUGGCGCGAUGCUUGUGGUCUUCAGGCCGCUUGAUCUCACUUCCAUUCCGUUCUACCAUCCAAAAGUCGCAGCAUUGGCAUUUCACUACGACGAGCUUGCGUGCAGUAUUGCCUACGAGCCCUUGUCAAACUCUUUCGCGGAUGAUCGCUUGAAUCGAACACUUCGCAUGCUGCUUCAAAUCAUUGUCAAGCAUGCAACAGGACAUGCAAACGACUACCAGAAACGAGUUCAUCACGAUCUCAUCGUUCCACGGGAUGCAUUCCAAGAUGCAAACCAACGGCUCAAACGAACCUAUGCCGCGCGCUACUACCAAGGUUGGAUUGAAAAGACUGACCCGGGAAAGCACGUCUUUGAAGAUCUUUGCAUUACUGCAUUUCUACUUGAACUAUGGAAGUGUCAACCGUUUGCGAAAAAACAUCCAAUACGCUUUGUCGACGUCGGUUGUGGCAAUGGGCUUCUUGUGGAUUUGCUUGUUCAGGAAGGCAAACUUGGGUAUGGCUUUGACUUGCGUGCUAGAAAAUCAUGGUCGAGUGGCCUCUACAGUCCCCAGGGACAAGCACAACUCAAGGAGAUGAUCCUGCAGCCACAAUGCUUCAUGUCUGAGGUCAUCCGCUCCUCGCAUAUUCACGACGGCAUCUUCCGCAGUGAUGAAUUCUUGAUUGGCAACCAUGCUGAUGAAUUGACACCUUGGAUCCCCGUCUUGUCCGCGUUGUCGACCGUACCAGAAGGCGACCUACCCAUCCGAGAUGGAGAAGAAGUGGCAUUGAUGGAUGUACCAGGCUUCUUGAUCAUUCCAUGCUGCAUGCAUAUCUUCUCAGGCGCAAAGCACUCGGGCUCAGUCACGAAAGGGAAGGCAGAGGGAGGUGGACGCUAUGCAGCGUAUGUUGCAUUUCUACAGCAAGUCUGUACAGCACUUGGUUUUGUCACGUUACAAGAAGCUUUGCGUAUUCCAUCGACGCGCAAUAAGGCGCUUGUAGCGAUGCAACGGUGGCUUGUAGAGGACAUCGGCGUUCCCAUUGCCGAACGCGCUCAUGGGCGUCAUGCACGCUUGCUCGCAUUGUGUAAGACAAUCAUCGUCAAGCACGGUGGUGCUGAUGAAUUUCUCAACCACACAAUCAAGCUUGCACAGUCUACCAAAGUUGGCCAUUGAUUGUCAUGGGUAGCAGUAUGUAUGUCAUUUGUAAUAUAAAGAAGACGUCCUUUGUGAGCAAGAAAACGUAUGGAGACCUCGCCUCGACAGGAUUGCAAUCUUAUCCUGCAAUUGCCUCCUCCCGUUACAAGAAGAAAACGAAACAAAGCCAAAAAGACAAAAAAAAAAAAAAGAAAGACCGCUGAGUGUUGUGCGAGAUGAUAGGAUGAUAAUGCUGGUGUUGGUAUGCUUUAUUCGAUAAAAGCUGUACAAGAACGUAGAAUGUUCGUGACGUGUUGAAUCACUGGUCGCUGAGAUUCAUCAAAAGCUGGGCAAGAGCUCGUUUUGUAGCCACAUCGUCCUUGAGGACCAUGGAAAAUGUUGCGUCUCGAAGUGGUUCGGGAAGACACUGCCGGAGUGCUUCUCUAGCACGAGCAUUGUCGCUCAGACGGAGGUAGCACCGCACAACAUGCUUGAGAAGACGCACAGCCUGUGUGGUUGU
This is a messenger RNA of Protomyces lactucae-debilis, 2082 nucleotides long. RefSeq lists its product as uncharacterized. The record is from RefSeq and is a predicted model, not a curated record. Gene Ontology annotation, biological process: tRNA methylation. NCBI's taxonomy places the organism in Eukaryota, Fungi, Ascomycota, Taphrinomycetes, Taphrinales, Protomycetaceae. Gene Ontology annotation, molecular function: tRNA (uridine) methyltransferase activity. The transcript has a single exon. The coding region runs from base 141 to 1601 and encodes 486 amino acids.